AUGAGAACGGUUUCGGUUUUGGCUGCCGCUUUGGUGGCGGUUUCAUCGGUGGUGGCUAGUCAGGAUGCAGGGAAGCCGAGGAUCUACUUCCCGCGCCAUGUCAAACGGCAAUUCAGCAAUGCGACAAUAACACAGAACCCCGUGGGAUCGAGCACGACAGUCUUGGAGACGACCCAACGACAGUCCAACUCAGAAGCCGAGUCGUCAACCGAUUCAGAUGUCACUACAAUCAUUAUCACUAGCACCAUCGUUGAAACCUCACCAGGUUCGACGCCGACAACGAUCUCGACCGCUGCUGAAAGCACGUCUCCGCCCAGUGGCACCUCGCUUCCUAGCAGCACGAGCCCGUCUAGUGAGAACUCGUCUGCGUCUAGCAAGGAUGGUAGUGUUUCCAGCGAGGUUCCGUCCAGUCAGAACUCGACUUCUACUAGUCAAGGUGUUGGUCUUUCUAGUGAGAGCUCGUCCAGCGAGAGCGCAACCUCGUCCAGCCGGAGGCCAGUUGUGGAGCUCCCGUUCAGUUCGCGGUCUAGUAGCAGUCCUCCCACCGGCACCACCGAGCCUCCACAGUCGACCGAAGAGCCCGGCACCUCGGCAAUCCCAACUUCGGAUCCUCAGCUGAGUCCCAACAGCACCAGCACCAGCACCAGCAUAACAGCAUUACCGGAAACAUCCGGCACUUCGAGGAUAUUACCGACCUUCGUUGGACCGGAAAGCUCAUCAGAAGCGCAAGAGGAUGGCUCUUCACUCUCGACUAGCACAUCAGGAAUUCUCAUCGCGCCGACUGGAAUUGUCACAACCACCUCGACAGCCCCAAUUGAGACGAGUGCAACCGAGACUAGUGAGGUUGGGACGACCGCAAUUGAGACUAGUGCAAUCGAGACGAGCGCAGUCCAGACAAGCGCAGUCGGUACAAGCGCAGCCGACACGAGCACUACGGAGGCCGAAAAUCCCAUCAGCUCCAUCGCGAGCGAUGUGACCUCGGCGAUCCCGAGCACCGUUGAUCCUUCGCAGAACAACACCUUGAUUACUAGCACACCGACGAGCACCACAGAAGUUGGAAACCCGAUCAGCUCCAUCGUCAGCGACUUGACGUCGGUCAUCUCCGACAUCCUUGAUCCGACGCCGAACAGCACCUUGGUCACCGUUGACCCGACGACCACCGGAUCUGGAACUGGCGUGACUACGAGUGUUGAGUUGCCUACAACGGUGACCGACACGCCAACCACUAUCGUCGAGCCGCCUACCUCGACUACCGAUGCGCCGACGACUGUCACGGAUCCGCCUACAUCGGGCACCGACACGCCGACGUCGGACACGUCAACGACUUCUGUCGAGACGCCUACAACGGUGACCGACGCGCCCACGACUGACGUUACACCGCCUCCCGUUAUCUCUUCUACAACAACAGAUAUACCGCCGCCAGUCUCGAACACGACCACCUCGGCAACUGAGACGGUCGAUACCACUUCCCUGCCACCUGUCACCUCGAGCGGCACCACCACUGGCAAUGCUACGGUAACGCCCACCACUUCCACGGAUCCGCCCAUUAUCACCACAUCUACUAUCUCGCCCAACACGUCAAUUCCCACUCAAAAUUCCACUUUUCCGCCCGAGACGCCAACAACAACGAUCUUGCCGCCGACGACCACGGAUCUGAGCUCUACGGCCACCAGCACGACCAGUUCUUCUGCCAGCACAAGUGAAGCUGGUGUUACGAGCAUUCCGCCAGUAACCACUGUCGUCAAUACGAAGCCCUGGCUGCCCUCAACGAUCGUGGUAGACCCAACCUCAACCACGGCCGAGGGAUUGGCGCCUACGACCGCUAGUGGUAUUCCCACAGCUUAUCCCAAGGCCAUCACGCCGAACAACGGAGACGAUACCCAGCCUGAGGAUACGACAUUAAUCCAGAUCGGCUUCCGCGAGGGAUACAACUACCCAUUCGUGGUGAGCAACGACAUGGCUGCAGCCCAGAUCUUUAACCUGCUGCCUCAAGCCCUGGCUUAUGGGGGAGGGUUCGAUAUCAGCAAGGCCCAAGUCAAGAGGCUGGUUCCACUGGAUACGCAGAGCUCGCUUGGCUACAUCACGACUUGCGCCGAAGUGACGUACCCUAAUAGCCUGGUGGAGGCUCUGGCAAUCGAUAUCACGUUGCCCAAUUCUGCCCUGUACAAUAACCCGAGUCCGCUCAUCUACAAUCACACCCAGCAGAUCAACCCGGCGAUUCCUAUUACGCGCGGCGCAUACCCCGCGGGGAUGGUCGACGCCGGCUCUGGCAAUUCCGGCUCUGGUUCGACCACCGGGACCCCCAACAGCAACCCCUUUGACACGGGAAAUAAUAGCGGCGACUCACAGUCGGGCGCGCAGAGGGGAACUACAGCUGGUAUCGUUGGUGGCUCGAUUGCGGUGGCUGCAGCGUACGGCGUGGUCAUGUUUGUAGUCGCACGACGGUACAAGCGCAAGAGACUAGCGCAUCGCCGGGCGAGCUCCAUCACAAACCCGGCCGAGAUGCGUGGGGGCAGUCCAGCACUCAUGGGCGGCGCACUGCUGAGCCGCGACUUUACCAGCUACGGCGCGAUGCCGGCGGGCGGGCGAGACAGCCACGGCAGCGGGAGGAGCGGGAUGGGAGCUUCAGGGCGGACGCAGUACAUCUCUGCACCUGUCGCGGCAGAGAACUCGCUCGGGUGGAAUUAA
Molecule: messenger RNA, 2688 nt
Organism: Canariomyces notabilis
Lineage: Eukaryota; Fungi; Ascomycota; Sordariomycetes; Sordariales; Chaetomiaceae
Exons: 1
Coding region: 1-2688 (895 amino acids)
Biological process (GO): signal transduction involved in filamentous growth; establishment of cell polarity; fungal-type cell wall organization
Cellular component (GO): site of polarized growth; extracellular region; cell surface
Molecular function (GO): osmosensor activity
Source: RefSeq, a predicted model, not a curated record